AUGAGGAAUCUUUCGUACGAAUUUUGCAGGUUAACCCCACCUCCGCUUCCGAGCCCUAUGCCAGCAAAGCAGUACACCGCCCAGCUUUAUCCUGGUGUAUUAAGUAUUCCAGUGAAGGGGAACUUCGUAGGGUUCAGUGUUGAGUUGUCCGUGGCAAACCAAAUUCUGGGCACAAAUUCAUCAAGGCUUGCUGUUCCAUUCCUUAAUUACGUCGCUGGCCUCAAAUCUCGUUCCGGAGCUGCUCCGCCCAUUCGAGUGGGCGGCAAUACACAGGAAAAGGCACGAUUGUUUCUUCAAUCAUUUGAAAAUCGUCAAUUCAUCAACAAGACGGAAAAUAUCAAUCCCCUGAACCCUACUCGUACACCCGAUGUGGACAUUUCAUUGGACCUAUACUAUGCCAUGACGAACGUUAGCGCGUUAUUGGGAGUUGAAUGGUACAUUGGCCUGCCCUUCGCGGACGCAACGAACGUAACUGGGAUCUCAGCUAUGUUGGGCCACGCUGAGAAGAUCCUCGGAGAUAGGCUGGUUGCUGCUCAGCUGGCAAACGAACCGGAUUUGUAUGGCAUUGGUUCCCGCAAACGACCGAAUCCGUAUCCCAUCGGAAGUUUCAUGGAUGAAUGGGGACGUGCAAUCGAAGCAAUCAACAACGAUCCCCUGGUGAGCAACAAGCAGAGCCUCCUUGGGCCAAGUAUCUGUUGUAAUAUCGACGGCCAAUGGAGUAUCGACCAAGUGAUCCAAGCCGGCUUCGUGACUGGGUUCGACAGCAAUUUAAAGAUUUUGACCGUGCAACGUUAUCCCCAUGACAACUGUGAUCCGAUCAAUCCAACUAACCCACAGACUCUGUAUGCGGAUUACCUCUCUCACACUAAUCUUGUCAACGUCGUGAAGGAAUACAAUAGUGCGUCUGCAUAUGCGUUGCAGCAUGGAAAACCGUUGGUAAUGUUCGAGACUAAUACGGCUUCUUGCGGUGGGUUUGUGGGGCUCUCCGAUAGUUUUGGAGCCGGGUUAUGGGGCAUUGACUAUUCGCUUCAAAUGGCAUGGGCAAAUUUCUCGAAUGUACUUUACCACUUUGGUGGUCAAACCGUCGCGUACAAUGCAUUUACUCCACCGCCCGGAACAAUUAAUAUUGAAGAUAACUUUGGCUGGACUACAGGACCAAUGUACUACAUGAUGCUUAUGGUCGCGGAAGCACUGGGUCCCUCGAAUAGCUCUCGGGUCGUUGAUCUCAAGCUUAACAACAACAAUCCUUACACCCCUGGAUAUGCAAUCUAUGAAGGACCUAAUCCAACAAAACUGGUACUGAUAAAUUAUAUGAAUGAUCCAAGUGGUGCGGCUGAUACCAUCGUUACGGUGUCGGUCGGAGGGGGAACUACGAACGUGCCUGCGCAAAAUCCGCAGACCGCAUACGUGAGGUACUAUAGUGCAAAUUCCGUGACACAAAAGUACAAUCUUACGUAUGCCGGCCAGACGAUGGGCGCGCCGUUCCAGUCCGAUGGGAGAUUGCGAGGAAAGCGGGACACUCAACAGAUCACGUGCGAUGCAAAUACAGGUUGUCGAAUCCCUCUCAAGGGGCCGUCGGCUGCGCUCGUGUUCCUAACCCAAGAUUCGCUCAACGCGGUUAACACCGGGGUAGAUGAUGACACAGGAGACCCGUCGAAUACAUUCCCUACCACUACAGAAACAGGCAGGUAUGCCUACGGUGCGAAGGUUGAUCAGGGCGUCCUGCAGACAUCGAAUGGGCGUGGAGGUAAGGAGGAGAGGAAGAAACAGGGACUUCGAACGAGCCAUGGGGACUUGGAGAAUGGGACUGCCAACAAAAGAGUUGUGGGGGUAUCCGGUCUAGUAAUUGGGAUGAUGGUUGUCACCGCUGUAGGCUUGUUCACUUCCUCUGGUACACGAAUUUGA
Cantharellus anzutake is the source of this 1905-nucleotide messenger RNA. RefSeq lists its product as uncharacterized. NCBI's taxonomy places the organism in Eukaryota, Fungi, Basidiomycota, Agaricomycetes, Cantharellales, Hydnaceae. The coding region runs from base 1 to 1905 and encodes 634 amino acids. The transcript has 15 exons. The record is from RefSeq and is a predicted model, not a curated record.